This is a messenger RNA of Harpegnathos saltator (Jerdon's jumping ant), 666 nucleotides long. RefSeq lists its product as uncharacterized. NCBI's taxonomy places the organism in Eukaryota, Metazoa, Arthropoda, Insecta, Hymenoptera, Formicidae. Gene Ontology annotation, biological process: DNA integration. The coding region runs from base 1 to 666 and encodes 221 amino acids. The transcript has a single exon. Gene Ontology annotation, molecular function: nucleic acid binding. The record is from RefSeq and is a predicted model, not a curated record.
AUGACUGACAAUGGGACAGAGUUUGUCAACAACGAUAUUGCAGCUUUUGCAAGGGAUCAUGGGAUCGAGCACACGACCACCCCGCCGUAUCAUCCACAGGCGAACCCCGUGGAGCGGGUGAACCGAGUCCUCAAGACCAUGGUGGUGGCAUUUAUUGAGCAAGAUCACCGAGAGUGGGAUCGGCGUCUCAAGGAUUUUAGAUUCGCGUACAACGCGGCACAUCAUUCGUCGCUGGGGAUGUCGCCGGCGUUUCUGAAUUUGGGACGCGAAUUAGAGCCGACCGUGUCGUUGCGGCGGCGUCGAGAAGGGCGGAAGGACCUGGAUCCGGGUAAUUCGGUCAAUUGGUCUGAGCGGAGAAAGAAAUUGGCGCCGCUCGUAGAUUGGGUGCGAGAGAAUUUAGCGCAGGCCUACGAGCGGCAGGCCGGCCGGUAUAACUUGCGUAAGCGACCGGCGAUUUUUGGUGUUGGCGAUUUCGUGUGGAAGAAGCAGCAUGUGCUGUCGUCGGCGGCCAAUUAUAUCGCGGCGAAAUUGGCGCCGAAAUAUUCGGGGCCGUUCGUGGUGACGGCACGACGGUCGAGCGCCGUGUAUGAGUUGGCUGAUGAGCCGGGUAAACCAAUAGGAAAGGUCCAUGCGAAGGAUCUCAAACAAUAUGUACCUCCCUUGUAG